AUGGUUCAUUCCAAAUUAGGCUGUUAUGACGGUGCGUUCUUAUCCACAACAUCAAAACUGCGUCUGCCUAAUAAUGCGCAAGAAAUAGAAAAUGCCGCAGAAGGUGAACAAAAUGAAGUCAACGAAGAGAUUGUGGAAGCGACAGGCUAUGCGUUCAACCAUGUUGAAAAAAAGAAAAGUCUGAUCAAACCAGAGCAUACUCUUGCUGAACAAAUAGCUUACAUGCGAAGCAAAGCUUAUCAGAAUGCGUAUAAAGGUAAACCAGUACAUGCGUGGUAUAGAAGGAAUUACAAAGGACAAGCUAUUUUCCAACCUCCACCGCGUCUUCGCUGCUUGGAUAAAGAUAAGAAGUUUCGAACUAACAACGCUUGUCCGAUUUGUAGAGAUGAAUAUUUAUUUUUCGAUUACCGGAAUCCAGAACUUAUUAUGCAGUUUUUGAAAUCUGGGACGGCGGAACCAUUACCGCUUCUUCAGACUGGCCUUUGCUUCGAGCAGUAUCACAAUCUUCGAGCUCAGCUUUUGAAAGCGAAAGAACACGGAACGAUCAAAUUUUGCGUGCCUUUCCGCAAUUUUGAUUACAAGGUUUGGUACUCAUGGUGGGACGGCCCAGAACAUGUUCCAGUAUACCGUGGCAGUACUGGAGAAACAUUGCACAGGCUCUACCCCGAUCCUUUAGUAAUUUUCCCCACUCACUCACGAGAUUUUAACAACAACUGGGAUCAGUGGUGGGAAAGAUACACCUUUGCAGUAAAGGGUAAAUAG
Enterobius vermicularis (human pinworm) is the source of this 762-nucleotide messenger RNA. Lineage: Eukaryota; Metazoa; Nematoda; Chromadorea; Rhabditida; Oxyuridae. The record is from the annotation of a GenBank genome assembly.